AUCUACAUUUUGAUAUAUUAUCGCAUGUUUUAAUGAUAACGAAUCGUACCAAUGACAUUAUACACGAAUUACGGACUUGUGAUUAUCAUAUGAAGUAACGGACUUUAGAAAUAUGGCUAAAUUGAUUUUUAUACUUUCUUUUCUUAUACUUUUAACUCACGAAGGUAGGGCUGAUACGGCAUUGGGCUGUGACGAAGGAUGGUAUAACCAAAAUCAAAACUGUUACAUGUUUAGAAACGAUAAGAAGGUCACAUGGUCUGAAGCAGAGGAAGAAUGCAACCGAUAUGACUCAUCUUUGAUAUAUUUCGACAAUAUCAACGAAGUGAACUGGUACAUAAACUAUGUGUCUAGUUAUCCCGCACCAGCCUACUGGACCAGUAUGAAUGAUUUGACCUGGAAAGGACAGAACCAGCCAGGGACCGGGAACUGGAAAUGGGGGAAAUAUUCGCAAGCUAAUACAUCAAUGUUUCAGUGGAAUCAGUCACCAGCCAACGACGGGAUAAAUAAUUGCGGAGGUAUCAACGCCGCCGGAAAAAUGUCUGACGUCGGCUGUACCUCGACACAAGGUUUUAUAUGUAACGUUGAACUAAAUGGCGGUCAGUGUCCGGAUAGCACGUGGACACAGACGCCAACAGAUUGUUACUACGUCAGCAAUACGUCAGAUGUUUCCCAGUUAAUGACGUGGGAUAAAGCACGAGCAAAAUGCGCCAGCUUUGGUUCAAAUAGUCAUCUUUUAACUGUCGAUGAUGCCAAUGAUCAGACUUUCCUACAAAACGCAUUGCCAUAUAUAACGAAGUCAACAUAUCUGUACUGGACAGGACUGAAGUACAAAAACAACGGCUGGCAAUGGUUUAAUGGCGCAACGUUCAACCAAAACUUUUUUCAGUGGGCCAAAGAACCGGACAAUGUUGCUGGAAAGGAGGACUGUGUUGUCAUAAGAUAUAACGGCAAGCUAAGUGACAGAGGAUGCAAUAUGCAACAAAAUUACAUCUGUAAGAAAAGCCAAGACUACAGCGAUAGUACAUUAAACACAGGGUGCAGUAUAUGGACACGGGCGGGUCAGAUGUGCUACAUGUUUUAUACAAAUCCUAAAUCCAGCUGGUCGGAUGCCAAGUCUAUGUGUCAGGACAUGCAGGGCGAUCUUAUCAACGUAAAAGAUCCAGAUACAAUGACAUGGCUGAACGAUCAGAUGUUGGACCCGGUCAACGAUUAUAUGUUCUGGACUGCACUUAAUGACAGAGAUCAGGAAGGAACGUACAAAUGGUCGGACAGCACUGUGGUCGAUACAAACGUUGUAGCCUGGAAUGUUGAACCAAAUAACUAUUUUGGACAAGAAGACUGCGGCAUUCUGAUUCCGUCAAGAUUUGCAUAUAACGACGCAAGCUGUCAGUUUGAGUCAUACCCGUUGUGUGAGGUUGAUAACGUCCAAUCAUGCCCAUCUAAAGGUGGAUCAUGGGUCUCGAGAAAUGCCGACAAAGGAAAUGGAUUGAACUGCUACUUAUUUGGAGACUACUCAAGUUCAAGCGUCCGGAGGUCACAACCGGAAGCACUCCAAUACUGUCAAAGUCUUGCAGACUCCGGAAAUAAAGUUCCACAACUGUUGGUUGUUGAUACAGCCGCAGAAAAGCAAUUUUUAAAGGGACAGAUUUCAAAAUAUGCCGACAAUGUUCUAGGAUUUUGGACAAUGUUGAGCGAUGCUGCGGAGGAAGGUUACUGGACAUGGGGUGGCACGGCUCUUGUUGAUCCGACUCUCAUUGACUGGGACAAGGAGCCCAGCAGCGUAACGUCAACCACAGACUGUGCUAGUGUAGGAUACAACGCCUACUUCUUUAUGCAAGAGUGUUCUAGAAAACUUGGCUUCAUUUGUGGCAGAAAAGCUUUUCAACCAUGGACCUCUGGGGCUUCGUCAACGAUGUUCUCACCAUCAUAUCAAAUCAUUUCCGUUUUAGUCGGUAUAACAUUGGUUAGACGGUAUGUGUGAAAAGACGGACAUAUUCUUCAAAGGACACUUUUUGUGAUUUUUAUUUCUGAUGAUCUACCGAUUGUGCAAUAUGUGUCGUACAAAUUCGAUACGGGCAGGAAAUAUAGACAAUACAGUUAUGUGAUUUUGAAUAGUUCAGGCAUGGAGAUCAAGUUUAUGUGAAUAUCUACUUUUAAUAAAAAUUAUUAAAGACUCA
Messenger RNA from Mercenaria mercenaria, 2177 nucleotides. Its product is annotated as macrophage mannose receptor 1-like. The record is from RefSeq and is a predicted model, not a curated record. The transcript is spliced from 14 exons. Gene Ontology annotation, molecular function: signaling receptor activity. The coding region runs from base 113 to 1981 and encodes 622 amino acids. Lineage: Eukaryota; Metazoa; Mollusca; Bivalvia; Venerida; Veneridae.